Molecule: messenger RNA, 1262 nt
Organism: Tripterygium wilfordii
Lineage: Eukaryota; Viridiplantae; Streptophyta; Magnoliopsida; Celastrales; Celastraceae
Product: transcription factor MYB93-like
Exons: 4
Coding region: 9-1037 (342 amino acids)
Source: RefSeq, a predicted model, not a curated record
GGGUAGAUAUGCAGGGAGACAAAGAAAUGGGAAGGUCUCCUUGUUGUGAUGAGAAUGGUCUCAAGAAAGGUCCUUGGACUCCUGAAGAAGAUCAAAAGCUUGUCCACUUCAUACAAGAACAUGGCCAUGGAAGUUGGAGAGCUCUCCCAAAGCUUGCAGGUCUUAACAGAUGUGGGAAGAGCUGUAGAUUAAGGUGGACAAAUUACUUAAGGCCUGAUAUCAAGAGAGGCAAAUUCUCUCGAGAAGAAGAACAAACCAUUCUCCACCUCCAUUCCAUCCUUGGCAACAAAUGGUCAGCAAUAGCAACCCACCUGCCUGGACGAACCGACAAUGAAAUCAAGAACUUCUGGAAUACCCACUUGAAGAAGAAGCUGAUUCAGAUGGGUUUUGAUCCCAUGACCCACCAGCCAAGAACUGACCUUUUUGCCACCCUACCUCAUCUUAUGGCCUUGGCCAACCUAAGAGACAUCAUGGAGCAUCACCCAUUAUUACAAGCAGAAGCUCAGUUGACCAAGCUUCAGUACCUACAGUAUAUGUUCCAAUCUGCCACUAAUUCAGUAUCCAAUCCAUCAUUUUGUCAAAAUGGGAUGACAGACAUGGAGGUCCUAGAACUACUCAACUCAAUCAAACAAAACCAACUAGGACUGGAAAUGGAGGACCAGCUCUCCUCAUUUUCCAUUGGAAAUAUUAAUGGUACUGGUGCAGAUCAACCACUCCACCACCAUCAAAACCCAAAUCCUCCUUUAUUAUCAGUCCCACAACAAGUCACUUUCCAAACAUCUCUCACGACUAAUAAUAUCAUUGACCAAACAAAUAACUUAUCUGAUAUUGCUCCAUGGAUUAAUCUUCCAUCUCCUACCGAUCAUCAUCCUUCUUCUGUCCCUCCAUCUGUAAUCGAAACACCACCGCCGUCGAACAAUCCUGCCGGGGAUGCUAGCACUACUACUUCUAGCUACGGUGGAGAGAGUACUACUACUUCUUCUUUAUGUUGGAGUCAAUUUUCUUUUGAAGAUUCUAUUUUGCAAGAGCUUUCAUAGUUUGGCUUGGAUCGGUUGCAUGUAUAUCUUCUUGUGUAGUCUUCUGUUACUGUGUUAUACUCUAUAUACCAUCCCAUAUCUUCCACAUACAUAUAGGUUAAUUGAUUUAUAUACUAUAUAUAUGUGUGUGUGUGUAGUAAUAUAGGGAUUUAAUUUUGUGAAUUAGUUUUGAGUUUUCUUUCUUCUGAAUCUAAUAAAUAGAAGACGUACUUCUUUUGCUUUUUA